AUCUUUGCCCUUACUGUUAUAAAAUAAGACUUAAAAUUUUUGGUAUAUUAAGGAUAAAUCACGCUAAAAGCGUAGCUAUUAGCAAGCGGUAAACAUAAUGGCACACUCUUCAGGGUCAUCAGAAAGCCUCAAAAGUGGAUUAAUAGAUUUCACUGCUGGUUCUUUAGGUGGUGUCGCAGUUGUUUAUGUUGGCCAACCACUUGAUACAGUUAAAGUUAAGAUGCAGACUUUUCCACACUUGUACAAAGGCAUGUUUGAUUGUCUAAAGCAAACAUUAAAAAAGGAUGGUAUUAUACGAGGUCUUUAUGCAGGCACCACACCAGCUAUUUUAGCAAAUGUUGCUGAAAACUCUGUGUUAUUUGCUGCAUAUGGUUAUUGUCAAAAGUUUGUCUGUCAUGUCACAGGAACACAGAGUGUAGACCAGUUGUCAACAUUAGGGAAUGCAACGGCAGGGUUCUUAGCUGCUUUCUUUUCAUCAUUCACCCUAUGCCCUACAGAGCUUGUAAAAUGUCAGCUGCAAGCAAUGCGAGAAGUUUCCGUACAGGGCUCACAAACAGCUGUGACACCUGUAAAGCUGACACCCAUAAAGCUGACUCAACAAAUAUUCCGACAAUAUGGCAUACAAGGGCUCUAUAGAGGACUUGUACCUACGAUCAUGAGGGAAAUGCCUGGAUACUUUUUCUUUUUUGGAGGAUAUGAAGGUACAAGAGUCUUGUUAGCCGAGCCGGGUCAAUCAAAAGAUGACAUAGGUUUCGUGAAGACGAUGAUCGCAGGCGCUGUCGGCGGCUUAGUCCUCUGGACGAUAAUAUUCCCCUCUGAUGUAAUCAAGUCCAGAAUGCAGAUAAGCAAUAAGAGCCAAAAGUUCAUGACGGUCGCUGCCGAUAUUGUGAGAAAAGAGGGUGCGCUAGCUCUCUACAACGGGCUACUGCCUACUUUAGUACGGACAAUUCCCGCGACUGCAGCUCUCUUCGUAGUCUACGAAUACUCAAAAAAAUUCAUGCACCAAUCAUUUGGUGACUAACAUUGCUAUUUUUGUAUGUACUUACGUUGUGGACCAAUUAAAUUAUUUAAUAUAU
Hyposmocoma kahamanoa is the source of this 1076-nucleotide messenger RNA. Its product is annotated as mitochondrial ornithine transporter 1. Gene Ontology annotation, molecular function: L-ornithine transmembrane transporter activity. Bases 98 to 1021 code for a protein of 307 amino acids. NCBI's taxonomy places the organism in Eukaryota, Metazoa, Arthropoda, Insecta, Lepidoptera, Cosmopterigidae. The transcript has 7 exons. Gene Ontology annotation, biological process: mitochondrial L-ornithine transmembrane transport. The record is from RefSeq and is a predicted model, not a curated record.